Molecule: messenger RNA, 1217 nt
Organism: Gymnogyps californianus (California condor)
Lineage: Eukaryota; Metazoa; Chordata; Aves; Accipitriformes; Cathartidae
Gene: RAB40C
Product: RAB40C, member RAS oncogene family
Exons: 6
Coding region: 81-938 (285 amino acids)
Biological process (GO): intracellular signal transduction; protein localization to plasma membrane
Cellular component (GO): plasma membrane; synaptic vesicle; endosome
Molecular function (GO): GTPase activity; GTP binding
Source: RefSeq, a predicted model, not a curated record
CGGCGGUGUCCCCGGAGCGGGGCCGGAGCCCCCCCUCAGGCCGGCGGGCGGCGGAGGAUGCGGAUCGGGCCCCCUCGCUGAUGAGAGGGAGGAUGGGAACCCAGGGCAGCCCGGUGAAGAGCUACGAUUACCUCCUCAAGUUCCUGCUGGUGGGGGACAGCGACGUGGGGAAGGGAGAGAUCCUGGAGAGCCUGCAGGACGGGGCCUCCGAGUCCCCCUACGCCUACAGCAACGGAAUUGACUACAAGACCACUACUAUCUUGUUGGACGGCAGAAGGGUCAAGCUGGAACUCUGGGACACAUCAGGGCAAGGAAGAUUUUGCACCAUUUUCAGAUCCUACUCUAGAGGAGCCCAGGGAAUUCUCUUGGUGUACGACAUCACUAAUCGCUGGUCCUUCGAUGGGAUAGACCGAUGGAUAAAGGAAAUAGAUGAGCAUGCCCCAGGCGUCCCUCGGAUCCUGGUGGGAAACAGGCUUCACCUUGCCUUCAAGCGGCAGGUGCCGACGGAGCAGGCCCGGGCUUACGCGGAGAAGAACUGCAUGACGUUUUUUGAGGUCAGCCCCCUGUGCAACUUCAACGUCAUAGAGUCCUUCACGGAGUUGUCCCGUAUCGUCCUCAUGCGGCACGGCAUGGAGAAGAUCUGGAGACCCAACAGAGUGUUCAGCUUACAGGACCUGUGCUGCCGAGCCAUUGUUUCCUGCACCCCAGUCCACCUCAUCGACAAGCUGCCGUUGCCCGUCACCAUCAAGAGUCACCUGAAAUCCUUCUCGAUGGCCAACGGGAUGAACGCAGUGAUGAUGCACGGCCGGUCGUAUUCCUUGGCCAGCAGCGGGGGUGGGAGCAGCAGCAAAGGUAACAGCUUGAAGAGAUCCAAAUCAAUUCGUCCGCCCCAGAGCCCCCCACAGAACUGCUCACGCAACAACUGCAAGAUCUCUUAGCAGGAUGGACGCGCCGUGAGCUUCUAACGUAUCCACACCCACCCACCGAUGUACAGCUGUUUGCACACUUAACCCUUUUCGACUGGAUCCUUUCGGAUGGGCCGCGGUUGCUUUUCCGAUGGCACGCACAAGCGUUAGGAAUGUGCUCACGUUUUGGCUUCGCAUAGGAAGCGUGGUGCCGGCUGGAUCUCGCAGCGCUGGCGGGGAGAGGACUCUGCCAAGUGACCCUCCAAGAAUGCUUUGGGCUUUGCCUCUCGGCCUGGGGUGGAAAAUUCAGCA